This is a messenger RNA of Contarinia nasturtii (swede midge), 3237 nucleotides long. RefSeq lists its product as uncharacterized. The record is from RefSeq and is a predicted model, not a curated record. Bases 66 to 3080 code for a protein of 1004 amino acids. The transcript has 2 exons. Gene Ontology annotation, molecular function: iron ion binding; monooxygenase activity; heme binding. NCBI's taxonomy places the organism in Eukaryota, Metazoa, Arthropoda, Insecta, Diptera, Cecidomyiidae.
UUCGUGUGGUUUCAGUUGUCCAUUUCAUCGCUCAACAAAUCGGUCGUCUUCAACUUCAAGUAAAAAUGAGUGCAGUGCUGGCAACGAUUUUGAUCAUUUCGGUCAUUUUUAUAAUCUACGGAGAAAUACGAAAAUGGUUUAUCAAAAGAAAAAUGCGGAAUUUUGAAUCGCCGAAACAAUUGCCCAUUUUGGGUGUAGCUGGCCGGGUAAUCGGAAAAUCAAAUGAAGAAUUUAUAAAUAUAGUGUUUGAUAUAUUUGACGAAGUGAAAUCGACGCCGAUUCAAGUGUGGUUUGGUCCAUUUUUAGCGAUUUUUAUAUCAGAACCACCAGACAUUGAAACCAUUUUAACAAGCGAUGAUUGCCUGAAUAAGCCGUAUCUUUACGAACACAUGAAAUGUAAAACGUCGAUCAUCGCAACCAAUCGUGAAGUAUGGAAGCCACAUCGUCGUGCGCUGAACACAGCAUUCAAUUUGAAAAUUUUACAAAGCUUUGUGUCAAUAUUUAAUCACAAAUCGUGCAUUAUAAUCAAACAAAUGGAACCGUUUCUUCAAGAACCUGGCGACUUGUAUCGAACAAUUUUCAUUGGAAUGAUUGAUAUGAUAACCAAAACAACAAUGGGAACAGAAAUGAACUUACAGUUGAACGGACGUGGUGUAGUUUUGUACGACAUUGUAAAAUCAGUCAUGAAUAAUAUUCAAUACCGAAUUACAAGAUGUUGGCUGCGAUGGGAUUUCAUGUGGAAUAUAUCGAAAGUUGGCCGCGACGAAAAGAUUCCAUUAAAAAACGGCAACCGUUCCAUUGAUGAGAUAUAUGAGAAAAAAGUGAAUGAAUUAAGGUUGUUAAAAUCGCAGGGAAUUGACUAUUUAGAGGAAGCCAAAGAGAAAAAUGCAACAAAUAUUCUCGAAAAAUGCCUGAUUUUGGAACAAGAAGGAGUAUUCAGCCAUGAAAAUGUUUUGGAUCAAAUGCGUGUGAUCAUUCUAGCUGGCAUUGAUACAUCAUCAAUCACUGUAUUUGGCACUCUAUUGAUGUUGGCCAUCAAUGAAAAGCAUCAGGAUUUGGUGGUGGAGGAACUGCGAUCGAUUUUUGAUUCAGCCGAUUCGGAUGUGACACAAGAAAAUUUAUCUCGAAUGCAGUACUUGGAACGUGUGAUUAAAGAAACACUUCGAUUGCUGUCACCAGUACCAUUUAUCAUUCGAAAGCCAUCCGCCGAUAUUGAAUCGGCCAAAGGAAUUAUUCCUCGAGGUGCAUUUGUUGUAAUUAAUAUUUUGCAUUUACAUCGGAAUCCAAAGAUUUGGGGUGAAAACGCGCUUGAAUUUGAUCCAGAUCGAUUCUUACCCGAAAACAUUGCAAAACGACCACUAUUUAGUUACAUCCCAUUUUCAGGAGGAGCCAGAAAUUGUAUUGGAAUGAAAUACGCUAUGAUGUCGACCAAAAUAACUCUCGCCCAUAUGCUGCGGAGAUACAAAUUCAUCACGAAUUUGAAGUUCGAAGAUAUUCGUUUGAAGACACACCUUGUACUCGAAGUAAUCAAUGAAAAACCACUUCGAAUGGAAGUUCGUAAUUUUAUUACAAUCAAAAUGGGCGUCGUGAUAGCAAUAAUUUUGAUAAUUUCCAUCAUUUUUAUUAUUUACGGAGAAAUUCGAAAAUGGUUUACCAAACUAAAACUACGAAAUUUCAAAUCACCGAAACAAUUACCCGUUUUAGGUGUAGCUGCCCGAUUCAUCGGAAAAUCUAGUGACGAAUACAUAGACAUUAUAUUUAAAGCCAUUGAUGAGGUAAAACAAACAUCUAUGAGCCUAUGGUUUGGACCAAUUUUGAUCAUUUUAGUUUGUGAACCGCAAGAUAUUCAAAUUCUUCUAUCAAGUGAUGAUUGCCUGAAUAAGCCAUAUUUUUACGACCACGCAAAAUGUAAAACCUCGAUCAUCGCAACCAAUCGGGAAAUUUGGAAGCCACAUCGUCGUGCGCUGAACACAGCAUUUAAUUUGAAAAUGUUGCAAAGUUAUGUGCCAUUAUUAAAUCACAAAUCGCGCAUUCUAGUCAAACAAAUGAAACCGUUUCUUCAAGAGCCUGGCAAUUUUUAUCGAACGAUCUUCAUUGGAAUGAUUGAUAUGAUUAUUCGAACAACGAUGGGAACGGACAUGCAUUUACAAUCGAACGGACGCGGUGCAUUUUUAUAUGACGUUGCUAAGUUAAUUAUGAAUAAUAUUCAAUACCGAAUUACAAGAUUUUGGCUGCGAUGGGAUUUCAUGUGGAAUAUAUCGAAAGUUGGCCGCGAUGAAAAGAUUCCAUUGAAAUACGGUAAUCAAUUCAUUGAUGAUAUAUACGAAAAGAAAGUGAAGGAAUUACAGUCGUUGAAACCCCAAGUUAUUAAUUAUUUAGAGGAAGCCAAAGAGAAAAAUGUAACAAAUAUUCUCGAAAAAUGCCUGAUUUUGGAACAAGAAGGAGUAUUCAGCCAUGAAAAUGUUUUGGAUCAAAUGCGUGUGAUCAUUCUAGCUGGCAUUGAUACAUCAUCCAUCACUGUAUUUGGUACUCUAUUGAUGUUGGCCAUCAAUCAAAAGCACCAAGAUUUGGUGGUGGAGGAACUGCGAUCGAUUUUUGAUUCAGCCGAUUCGGAUGUGACACAAGAAAAUUUAUCUCGAAUGCAGUACUUGGAACGUGUGAUUAAAGAAUCACUUCGUUUGUUGUCACCAGUACCAUUCAUUGUUCGUAAACCAUCCGCCAAUAUAGAAUUGGCUAAAGGAAUUAUUCCUCGAGGUGCAUUUGUUGUAAUUAAUAUUUUGCAUUUACAUCGGAAUCCAAAGAUUUGGGGUGAAAACGCACUUGAAUUUGAUCCAGAUCGAUUUUUACCCGAAAACAUUGCAAAACGACCACCAUUUAGUUACAUCCCAUUUUCAGGAGGAGCCAGAAAUUGUAUUGGAAUGAAAUACGCUAUGAUAUCGGCCAAAAUAACUCUCGCCCAUUUGCUGCGGAGAUACAAAUUCAUCACGAAUUUGAAGUUUGAAGAUAUUCGUUUGAAGACACACCUUGUACUCGAAGUAAUCAAUGAAAAACCACUUCGAAUGGAAGUUCGUAACUUUUAGAAGGGACAUAUAGCAAUGUUCACAGUGGUCAAUUUUCAGAGGGUGGUAAAUUAUUUUGCAGCAGAGGAACUAAAGUGCAGUUAAAUGAAUAAAUAUAUUUAAAAAUGUAUAGUAAAAAUGACAUGAGAAGUUUUUUUUUUAAUUGACAAAUUUCAUC